AUGGUCAGCACAGCGAUCUGCAAGUCUACACUAUGGAUAUCUCUUUUACAUGGCUGCCUUUUCCUCAUUGCUGGUUCCGGUACAGAAGCUCCAACACAAAGUCCAACAUUGGAAAUGUCCUCCCAAAAAUUCAGAUCAGAAUUGCUUCAAGAAUGGCAUGCUUCACCAGAUGCUCCUUAUUUUGAUGCUAACACACCAAGAAAUAUUACUGGCUUAGUUGGUCAUCCAGUAAGACUGCUCUGCAGGGUCAAAAAUCUUCAAAACAGGACUGUAUCUUGGGUACGUCAUAGAGACAUCCAUCUGUUGACUGUCGGACGGUACACCUACACAUCGGAUCAAAGAUUCGAAGCACAACAUAAACCGAGAUCUGAAGAAUGGGCUUUGAGAAUAAGGAGUCCUCAGCGGCGAGAUUCUGGUCAAUACGAGUGUCAGAUAUCUACAACACCACCAAUAGGUCAUGCUGUUUUCUUAAAUAUUGUCGAACCUGAAACGAAGAUAUCGAGUGGUACAGAAUUAUUUAUACAAACCGGUUCAACGAUCAAUCUUACUUGUACGGUCAAACAUACCCCCGAACCACCUACAUCUAUCACAUGGACACAUAGAGAUCAGAUAAUCAAUUUUGAUUCAGCUCGAGGAGGGAUUUCUCUUGUAACAGAGAAGGGCCUCAAAAGUACAAGUCGUCUUUUAAUACAGCGAGCUCGAGGAUCAGAUGCAGGGUUGUAUACUUGCGGUCCUAAUAACGCGCCCUUGGCUGCCAUUAGAGUACAUGUGCUGUCUGGUGAACAUCCAGCAGCGAUGCAGCAGGGCUGUUCAAAAUCAAAUUUAGACAUUUCUGUUUCUUUGUGUCUAUUAUUUACAUACAUUUGCUUUUUGGACUUUUUCCAUUAUGAUACAUGA
Messenger RNA from Danaus chrysippus (African queen), 897 nucleotides. The record is from the annotation of a GenBank genome assembly. NCBI's taxonomy places the organism in Eukaryota, Metazoa, Arthropoda, Insecta, Lepidoptera, Nymphalidae.